This is a messenger RNA of Caenorhabditis bovis, 1125 nucleotides long. The record is from the annotation of a GenBank genome assembly. NCBI's taxonomy places the organism in Eukaryota, Metazoa, Nematoda, Chromadorea, Rhabditida, Rhabditidae.
AUGGAUUACGACGUGAUUGCAAAUCAACCAGUUGUUAUUGACAAUGGUUCAGGGGUGAUAAAAGCGGGAUUUGCUGGCGAGCAACAGCCGAAGGUUCGAUUUGCAAACUUUGUCGGUCGCCCAAAAUACCAUCGUGUGAUGGCCGGCGGCCUGGAAGGCGAUAUUUUCAUAGGGCCCAAAGCUGAGGAAAAUCGUGGCCUGUUCUCUAUUGAAUAUCCAAUGGAGCACGGAAUUGUGAACAAUUGGAGUGAUAUGGAGAAGAUUUGGGAGUACAUUUACAGUCCCGAGCAAUUGCAAAUCUUCCCCGAAGAGCAUCCAGUCCUUCUUACCGAUGCCCCUUUGAAUCCGCUAAAAAAUCGCGAGAAAUCUGCCGAAAUCUUUUUUGAGACUUUCAAUGUACCAGCGUUGUACAUUCAAAUGCAAGCGGUUCUUUCGUUAUACGCAACCGGAAGAACAACCGGAGUUGUUCUUGAUUCCGGCGAUGGAGUGACUCAUGCAGUUCCGAUCGUGAAAGGAUUUGCAAUGAAACACGCGAUUCAAAGGAUGGAUCUUGCUGGUCGCGACGUCACAGAGUACCUUCGUGUACUCCUCCGUCGAGAAGGCUACGAGUUUCACAGAAGCAAUGAAUUUGAGAUUGUGCGCGAAAUCAAGCAGAACGCUUGCUAUCUCGCCGUUGAUCCAACAAAGGUCGAAAACAACGCCAGCAAAAUUUCGUACAAUCUUCCGGACAACACGAAAAUCGAAUUGUCGAACUCGCUUUUCCGAGCGCCAGAAGUGCUGUUCAAACCAGAUCUGAUUGGAACUGAAUGGCCUGGAAUGGCUCACCUGGUUAACAAUUCGAUAAUGAAAUGCGAUAUUGAUUUAAGGCAAACAUUGUAUAGCAAUAUUGUGUUGAGCGGUGGCUCAACAUUGUUCAAGGGAUUCGGAGAUAGAUUAUUGAGCGAAGUUCGAAAAAUCGCGCCAUCCGAUGGAAAAAUCAGAAUAUCCGCAUCACAAGAGCGUCUUUCUCUUACAUGGAUCGGUGGCUCGAUUGUGGCGAGUCUCGACACCUUCCGCAAAAUGUGGCUCGGCAAAAAGGAAUACGACGAUCUCGGCGCAUUCGCAAUCCACAAGCGAUUCUUCUAA